AUGAGUUUCAAGUUCCUGACCGAGCGUGUCGCGAUUGUCACCGCCUCAACGAAGGGCAUCGGGUUCGCCAUAGCCCGCAGAUUGGGCCUGGACGGAGCAAAAGUUGUAGUCAGCAGCAGAAAACAACGGAAUGUGGAGGUAAGAGGUCGCCAUGUGUUUUCUUUAUGCUUAGGAAGCAGUAAAAGCACUCCAGAUGGAUGGCGUUGAGUGUGCUGGUUGUGUUGCCCAUGUAGGAAUUGAUGCUGACCGAAAGAAGCUCAUCGACUUCACCAUCGACCGGUAUAACAAACUAGACAUCUUGGUAUCAAAUGCCGCCGUUAAUCCUCACUUCGGAGAAAUCACUGGUUGUUCGCAAGCUCAAUGGGAGAAACUGAUAUCUGUGAAUGUAUGCGUUUAACUUUUUUUGCAUGUUUUUUAGGUACGGUCUGCAUUUUUGUUGGCUCAAGAGUCGGUACCUCAUCUGGAGAAGUCGGAAGAGGCUUCUAUUGUUUUUGUUUCUUCGGUCGCCGGUUAUUCCCCUCUGGAAGGGAUUGGUGCUUACAGUGUAAUGAAGUCGGCCCUGAUUGGACUCAACAAAUCUCUAAGUCAAUCUUUGGCCCACCGAAAUAUCCGAGUUAAUGCCAUCGCCCCAGGUAAUUACAUUUGUGAUUUUCUCAAAAAAACUUAUCUCAUUUUUUAGGUAUCAUUCGAACAGAUUUCUCCAAGGCAAUCACUGGAGGAGAAUCCGCUGACAUAUAUACAGAGAAGCUGAUACCCUUAGGACGAUUUGGAGAAGCCGAAGAGUGCGCUGGAGCCGUUUCUUUCCUCGCUUCAGCCAGUGCCAGUUACAUCACUGGAGAAACGAUCGGAGUAAACGGAGCCAUGCAGGCCAGAAUCUAA
This is a messenger RNA of Bursaphelenchus xylophilus (pine wood nematode), 879 nucleotides long. Lineage: Eukaryota; Metazoa; Nematoda; Chromadorea; Rhabditida; Aphelenchoididae. The record is from the annotation of a GenBank genome assembly.